AAAAUAGUUAUAAACUUUCCGAAAUUAAAAAAUUUCCGUAAAUGAAAUAAAUUUGCUAAAAAAGGGGAAUAACCACACAAACGCAGAAUUGGCUCAUAUGCCAAUUUAACGUUUACUGUUGGAUGUUGUUGAUGACCACGGUUUGGUUGAUUUAAAUCGCUUUCAGCAAAGUUUCCAUAAUCGCGUCGCGCAACAUUUAACCGACGCAUGAAAAGCACGAGUCACGCUUAAUACAAUCGCCGAGUUUGGAGGAAAGAAUUUGUGAGGAAGAAAUCUUCAAAAUAUAAUUGUUUGCGCGACCCUUUACUGCACUGUUAGUGGACAAUGUCGUCGAAAAAGAUAUCCUCGAACGCAGUGACUUCAAAGCCGGCGCGUGCGAAGACCACAAUCCGUUGGGAAAAACAACUUGACGAACCUGAAAAACUAGGUUGGACUUUAACUGUACCUAUGCCGAAAAAAUACAAAGUUUCCAAGCGUACGAACAAUUUAGCCAAACCAAUUCGCCGUGACGUCGCACAUCUCUCAAAACCGUUUCCGACACAGAUCCCUCCUGGCGUUUUAAAACAUAAGGCCAGUAAACGUAUACUUGAAUUAUCCGAACCUAGGCAUGUGGCGGAUCCAUUUCCAUUAAAUGUGAGAACGAAUCCGUUUGUUGUCUCGCCAGGCGCUCUUAAAUAUAAAGCAACUAAACGAACUAAAGAGCUAGCUGAAGCAAAAGAGUAUGUAAACAAUCAUACACGCGAUGAUCCAUUUGGAAUUUCACCGGCCGCUCUUAUAGCGAAACCCAAACAGCGCAUCAUUGAAUUAGCCAAACCGAAAAAUAUUCAUUUUUUACCAUCGAUCUUUUAAACAUCAACACAUUAUUCCCUUUUAAUG
Glossina fuscipes is the source of this 876-nucleotide messenger RNA. RefSeq lists its product as uncharacterized. The record is from RefSeq and is a predicted model, not a curated record. The transcript has 3 exons. Bases 325 to 849 code for a protein of 174 amino acids. NCBI's taxonomy places the organism in Eukaryota, Metazoa, Arthropoda, Insecta, Diptera, Glossinidae.